Molecule: messenger RNA, 2652 nt
Organism: Rotaria sordida
Lineage: Eukaryota; Metazoa; Rotifera; Eurotatoria; Philodinida; Philodinidae
Source: the annotation of a GenBank genome assembly
AUGGCAGACAAUGACGAUCAAAGAGAAUGGCAUACUGUGGAACAUAGUCUCACACAAUUUACAGUACCUAAACGUUAUCAAAACCUCAGUCCCUUCGAAUAUAAUAGUCACGACAUUGUUACAUAUGCUACUGACACUGUGCGUAUUAAGCAUAAAAAUACCGGUAAAAAAGUAACCAUUAGAAAGAUAUUGAAACCAUUCGACAGUGUUGCAAGAGCACAUCGAACCUAUCGAGAAUUGAAACUACGCAUUCAUCUCAAUCAUUUCGAUGCACAGGUUGCACAAUUAUAUGAUGUAUUUACACCUGAGAAAGACCUCAACAACUUUGAAACCUUAUAUUUAGUAGAGAACUAUGUCGAAUAUGAUUUAAAAAGAGUUAUCUACAGCAAUGUUGUCGUUACUGAAGAUCAUAUUAAAAUGGUCAUCUAUUGUCUUCUUCGUGGUUUGAAAUUCAUUCAUUCUGCUGGAAUCAUUCAUAGUAGAAUAUUCUCAUCUAAUAUUGGUAUCGACAAAGAUUCAAAUGUCUCAAUUUUUGGUUGGAAUUCUGCCGCUACAGCCCAUAUUCGUAGGAAAUAUGAUGAACACUGGCUAUACAACGAGAGCGAUAUAUAUCGGCGGUGGUAUGCACCAGAAAUGAUCAUCAAUCCGGAGCGUUGCAAUGAAAACGUUGAUAUAUGGUCUGUCGGUUGUAUUAUGGCUGAGUUAAUUGUUCGACAGCCACUUUUUCCUGGUACAAGUCAAUCUGAUCAAUUAACAAAAAUUUUUGAUAUUACUGGAACACCUGAUUCAAAAACGUUAGACGAGAUGAAUAUGCCUUUAGUUGUACGUCAAUACUGUGAAACAUUAUCUCGCAAAUCAAAGCAAGAUUACGAAAAACUAUUUGGCUAUAAGUAUAAUCAAGGCAGUGAAACACCAGUUUCCGGUGUUUCUUCACAAGGUGUUACCUUACUUGAUCGUUUACUUUUGUUGAAUCAUUGCAUGCGUCCGACUGCUGAAGAAUUGCUAAAUGAUCCUUACUUUGAAAUGUACCAUGAUCCAAUCGAUGAGCCGUCUUCGGAACUUUUCAUCGAUGAAUAUCAAGAUGCGACAUAUUCUACUGAGACAUGGAAAUGUAAGUUUAGCUCUUUUUGGACUUGUCAAUAAAUUUAUUAGCAAUUUACAUCAAUUGUUCUUUUCAAUUAAAAAUAAAUUAAUCGUUUUCAAGCACUUAAUUAAUUAAAACCAUUUUGUAAAGAUGUUCGAAAUAAAAAUCAUACGACAAUAGUAAACGUAAAGGAAAACAUGGACGCUAUUCCACUGUAAGGUUGUUACUAUAAUAGUUUCAUGACAAUAAAUCGCAUGGAUUAAAUUUCUUAAGAAAUAACCUUAUAUUUGUUGAUAAUUAUCUAAUUCUUUUUUUUAUAGCUAUCACUUGGAAUAUGGUAAAAGGAUUUGUACCACCUCCAUGGACCAAUGAGAACAUUAUCGAUAAAUCGUAAAAGAGAGAAACAUAUUAUAUGAUCAAAUCAUGGCAUAUAAUAUUGAUUCUCGUUGUUUUCUUUGCAUGUAAUUUCGCUAUUGUUAAUCUUUACAUCUACUCUCGCAAGUCGUCAUGAAUUUCUAAUCAGUUCUCUUAUUUGAUAUCAAUAGUUUUUGUUUCUUGAAUAAACUUAAGUUACAAAGGUGAAUGAAACUGAUUGGAUUCCGACUGCAGAAAUACAUGAGCGUAACUGAUGUACCAUAUUUAUUACUGAAUUAAAUCACUUCCAGCUUCUGAGAUUCUACAUGUAAUGAAUAUCAAUUUCAACAACGAAUAUUUAAGAUGCAAAGAUUUUGCAUGAUAAAAAGUGCAAGAUAAAUUAAGGUGCUCACUUUUGAAUACGAUUGAAAGAACUUCACAAUAAAUACUCUAUGUAGUACAUUUCUUUUCAUUGAAACAUUCAUAACAGGAUUGUCGAUCUACAUAUGACAUGAUUUGAUAAUAUAUCUGCAGCUAAAUUCGAUAGAUAUGAGCUGCUUUGCGUCAGAAGACUUGUAAAUGAGACUGAAUAUUACCAACAUCAUUACACAGGAAUAGAUGGAGUGAACUCAAGCGAUGAAAAUUUGACACGACAGAUAUUAACAAUUAAUAUAUCGAUUGAUUAAUGUUAUGAUAUUGGAAGAAUAUGUCAUAUACACUUUUCUCCAUUUUAGUCAAAUAAGAGAAUGUAUCAAGCAUUUUUUUCUGGAAAAAGAUGUAAGACAAAUAUUUUUCUUCAAUCUGUUGAAAAUAAAUCUUCGUUUUGAAGAAAAAUUCGACAAUAAAUGGUUUGAUCAGUGUUAAUGAUGAGAAAUCCAACUUCGUUCUUUUCUUCAGUACUCUUAUCAUCUUUACUUAUUUCUCAUCAAGAAUGUGAUUAGCGGUGACCCUUUAUCUUUAUUAUCCUUUAUAAUAACGGAAUAAAUGGUACUUUUUAGGACCACAGAUAAUGUAAUUGGAAGAGUACCAGAAUCAUGGAAUAAAUCUACAGAGAGAUUAUUACCGUUUAAAAAUGUAAUUUGAUUUAAAAUAUGGUUCCUAUGAUGAAAUUCAAAAACCACAGAAACGAAAGCUUUAUUUCUGAUUUUUUAGAAUACCAAGAAAGAAAAAAAUCUUCUUGUAACAUUCUAAUGUGAUCAAAGGCUUUCUAUGUA